Funneliformis mosseae is the source of this 570-nucleotide messenger RNA. Lineage: Eukaryota; Fungi; Glomeromycota; Glomeromycetes; Glomerales; Glomeraceae. The record is from the annotation of a GenBank genome assembly.
AUGGAUUCUCGACCCACAGAUUAUAGAGCGGAUGGAGUAGCUGAAUUCUUUGAACGUCCAAAACAAAUCCCGUUGUUUCUGCUUGAAGUUUCUGGAGGCCCUGGUGAUCCGGAUCCCGAUAAGUUCAAAACCGAUAGGCACAAAUUAAUGAGUGAAGGCGUCUUCGCUCUUAACAAAUUUAUGACGAAAACAGAACUUCCAACAUGGAACGUUUGUAAAACAUUGGGAAUUUUCCUUGCUCAGGCAUUUGCUCGAGAUCGGUCAGAUUAUUUAUAUUGGUCCAGGAUUAUACCAUUUACGAUACCUAAUCUAAUUAUUCCAACUUCCGCUACUAAUUUGGAACACGUGCCUCGAAUAAUUCGAACAUUAUUAUGUUUGCGAUAUAAUGUUGUCAAGAAGAUUGAAAAAUUCAAGAAAUUCGAAAGAAGUGGACAACGUCGUAUCAUGAAACCCAUAACUAAAUAUGCUACCGGGGUUUCACCAGGCCGGCUUAGAACUGUAACUUUUGCUGAAUUUUUACCUAAAGAGACAUCUAGUGAUCCGGCCUCUCAACAAUUUCCAGCGCUAUAA